AUGGUGCUCAGAAUAAAAGGCGCUAUCGAUCGUAGUAUUGCUGAAGAGCAAGCUCGUCAGCGAUCUCUUGCCGAGCAAAGAUCCCACUCCAGGUCUCCUUCCGCCUUGGGCCAGGGCCAACGUCCACGUUCUGUUUCGAGAACUAAUAGUACCAACUCACCUGCAAAGAGGAAGCCAAGGAAAUCCAACCAAGAUACUCUGAGCCCAGAUGGAAUCGCCAACCCAGAUCCGGCCGUUUUCGAGGCUGCCUUCGUUCUCGACGACGAAGAUGCCGACCCCCCUCUCGCGACUACGAAUGUCCAAACAACUCCGUCCGAUAAUGCCGCCAAGGAGGGAACAGUUCUAGACGAGAAGCAAAAUGGCGACGCCAAAACUCAGGCGGACGCCGCGAGAGAUGAGAAAUCUAAGGAUGCUCUGUCCUCUUCCCCGGCUGAACUUCCGUCUCACAUAAAAGCCAAGCUUAGAAAGCUGGAAAAGCUCGAAUCUACUUACCCAGAACUACUCCGAUCAUACCGAAUCGCUCACGGUCGAGCUACGUCCAUUGAGCCAUUCGAACGAGCCUUGCGCGAAAACACACCUUUGACUACUAUUAAAGACCCAACUGCACUUGUAGAAUACUUAAACCAGUUGAAUCUGAAAGGGGACAUGGUUAUGGAAGAGUUUAAGCGCGUUUCGGCCGAGAGAGAUGACUUCAAGAAAAAGUCUGAAGAGGCUGACAAGAAGUUGAUUGCUCUCCAAGAACAAAUCGUAACCUUGAAAGUUGCUAAGCUUGAAACUGCUACGAUACCAACGGAUGGCCAGAUAAAAGAGACGUCAGAACAGAAAAUCGAAGAAGCAAAGCAGACAACGUCACCAUCAGCAAGCAAGUCUCCAGUCUCGUCCAUAUUCAGUGUCUUUUCUCCUAAACAGAAACCAGUGAUUCCCGCCAACGAGCCUAAGGAUGUGUCAGAGGACAUGUUCUCUUAUGACGACGAGAUUCCCCAGUUGCAAGCCGAGGUCGCAUCGAAAUCUGAAGAAAUCACUAAGCUCACAUCGGAGAUCAAUAUCCUGAGGGAGGAGUUAGCUGUUGCCAAGGAGAACAGCGUUGGGUUAGUGGAGAGUCUUGAGAAAGCCUCGCGAGAACUCAGCGAAAGCCGUGACAAGGGCGACAUCCAGGACUCAGUACAAGCCCAGUUAGAUGCCAAAAACACUGAAAUCCAGCUACUCACCCAGAAGCUCGAACAGACUCAAUCACAGCUUAAAAUCUUAGAGAUUAAUUCGGAGGAUGAGAAAUCCAAAGCAGCAUCCGCUAUACAAGAGCGAGAUGCUAAAUUUGCAGCUUUCGGUGACAAGAAUGCGGAACUUGAUGCUGAGCUAAAGAAACUCGGCGAAGCGAAAUCUGAGCUAGAAUUGAAAGUGCAAAAUCUUACCAGCGAGAUCGAUUCGAUAAAGAAGUCUAAGUCUGAGAGUGAAGCAAAAGUCGAGCAGCUCAACAAGCAAAUCCAAUCUGCUCCUAAAUCCCCUUCAGUACCACCGUCUGGAUCUUUAGGAGUGCCAACGACAGUCACUACGACGACUGGGGGUUCUAAGAAGAACAAGAAGAAAAAGAAGAAGGGCGGCGCUUCUAAUAAUAACGUGGUAGAGGCUACUCCCAGCGAAACUUCCGAGCAAGCGCAACUAUCCCCUCUUCAGAGUCCAGAGACAGAGGCUCUCAAGGCUGAAGUAACUCAACUCAAAGAUGAAAUACUCCAGAAGGACACCCAAAUUGAACGGUUGUCUAAGCAAAGAAAGACCGAGGAGGAUCUGAGGGAAGAGAUCGAGAACAUGCAAGAAAACCUCAUCAGCAUUGGUCAAGAUCACGUCAAGCAACUCGAAGACGAGGUGUCUAAGUUGAAGAGAGAGAAGAACGCCAUUAGUGAGGAGAUGGGACUGAAGGUGCAGCAGUACAACAAUGCUCAAGGUCUCUUGGGCUCUAUGCGCGACCAGACGGCUGAGUUGUCUAUCCAACUCAAGGAGGCACAAAGUCAGUCAGAGAGCUUAGAGGAAGAAUUGGCCGAAGUACAAAAGCAUCUCUCGGAGAGAACGCGCGAAGGUGAGACGAUGCGCCGCAUGCUAGCCGACGUCGAUGAGCGAGCAGACACCAAGGUGCGCGACUUGCGUACUCGUAUGGAAGCCGCCAUAGAGGAGCGCGAUCGCAUUGAAGAUGAAAUGUCUACUCUCGCUCGACGCCGCGCUCGUGAGGCAGAAGAACUGAAGACUAAAGUUCGAGAGCUGGAGCGCGAAGUGCGGACUCUUUCCAAUGAUAAAGAUGAGUUAAAAGCUCAUGAAAAAGAGUGGCGCCAUCGCCGCGAAGAGCUUGAGCAGAUUGAAGAGAAGGCAACAGCAGAGGUAGAAGAAAUGCGUGCAGUGGUGACCAGCUUACGGUCCGCCCUAGACGCAUCUGAGCAACAGGUGCGCGACGCAGAAAAGCAGCGUGUCGACCUUCGAAAGCUUUUAGACGAAGCUAGGGGUCGCUAUGAGAAGGCAAAUAAGGAACUCAAAACUGUCCAAGCCAGAUUCAACGUCGGCGGUAGCUCUACAACUCUUGCAAACAGUGGAAGAUCUAGCAGUGAUUCUACUCGAAGCGGCAUGAAUGGAUCGGGUAAUUCCUCAGCUGGUUCCAGUGUUCCGGAUACGAUGUAUCUGAAGACCAUUCUACUCCAGUUUCUCGAAGUCAAAGACGAGAAAGUACGAUCUCAACUGGUGCCGGUAUUGGGGAAGCUAUUACGAUUUGAUCGGAACGACGAACAAAAAUGGAUGGCCGCUGUCCAACAUCUGUCGAAACCAGGCAGAUAG
This is a messenger RNA of Hypoxylon fragiforme, 2814 nucleotides long. RefSeq lists its product as uncharacterized. The record is from RefSeq and is a predicted model, not a curated record. The transcript has 5 exons. NCBI's taxonomy places the organism in Eukaryota, Fungi, Ascomycota, Sordariomycetes, Xylariales, Hypoxylaceae. The coding region runs from base 1 to 2814 and encodes 937 amino acids.